AAACUGAAAAGGGAGAAGGGACAGUUAUGAAGGGCUUUGAUGCCAAAGGAUUUUAUAUUUGAUAUUGGAAGUAACAGGGAAUUACUGGGUUUUAUUGAAGGGGUGUUUGUGUGAUAUAGUCAGGUCUAUGCUUUAGGAAGAUCAGUUUGAGAGCUGAAUGGAGGUUGGACUGGAGUAGGGGGAGAGAUUUGAGGCAGGGAGACCAACCAGUAGACUACUGUAGCAGUCCAGGCAUGAGAUGAGAAGGGCCUGUACUAGGGUGGUGGCAGUAUCAGGAAGGAAGGGGGCAUAUAUGAGAGUUAUUACCAAUGUAGAAAUGACUGGACUUGGCAACUGAUUAGAUAUGAGAGACAAGUAAGGAGUAAAGGAUAACACCUUGGUUGUAAGCCUGGGUGACUGGGAGAAUGAUGGUACUCUUGACAGUAAGUAAUGGGAUUAGGAAGAGUAAAAGAGCUUGGGAGAAGGAUUUGGACAUAUUGAAUUUGUGAUGUCUAUGAGAUCAAUGCCUAAUGGGGAGUUGCAGAUGUGAGACUAGAAGUCAGGGGAGAGGUCAGGGCUGAACAAAUAGAUCUGAGAAGCAUCUGCCUAGAAAUAAUUGGAAUCAUGGGAGCUGAGGAGAUCAUCAAGGCAAAGAGUGCAGAAGGAGAAGAGGACCCAGGACAGUCAUGGUUAGCAGACCUGACCUAAAUGAGAAACAGCAAAGAGACUGAGAUGGAGCAGUCAGGUAGAGCAGUGUCAGGACACACAGACACACACACUCUGUCAAAGAGAGGAGGGUGAUCACAGUGAAGUCAAAGGCUGCAGAGAGGUCAAACAGAAUGAGGACUGAGAGAUCAUUAGAUUUCAAUUCAGUUUCAGUUGCAGAUGAUGUCUGAAGUCACACUUCCAGAGCUCAGAACUUGUUUAGCAGUUCUUCAGUUGAUGGGUGUCUGGUUUGUUUCCAGUUACUUGCUUUUACAAAAAGUAUUAUUGCAAAUAUUUCAGGGCAGAUGGUACCUUUUUGUCCUCUUUGGUUGGCCCAUCACUUCUGACUCUUAAGAUCUUUUGGAUAAAGUGCAGGACUUGGAGUCAGGAAGGCCUGGUUUCAAAUCCUGACUGCCAUUUGGCCACCUAGAGGACUACAAUGGAAAGAGUGCUAGUUCUGGAGUCAGGGUUAGGGGGUGGGGGCCCAGAUCCUGCUUCGGCUAGUUGCCGCUUGAUCUUGGAUUGGUCACUUGAAGGUCCCAGUUUGGUCAUCAGCGGGGGUGGGGUGGACUAGACGACCGCUAAGGUGCCUUCCGGCAUUACACCUCUGAUCCUCAUUCCUACAGGGCAUCUUUUAAACUCUCACCGUCAAGCACAGCGGGGAAUGCGUGGUUUGGGGGAAACUGGCAGACACGCCCAGCGCUUACUUCUAGAAAUGGGGCGAGGCCCUGGGGCUCAGGCCUCCUCAGGCCUAGACGUAGGUUAGCGUUAGCUUGAUUGGUUGACAGCUGAGGCCAGCCCACGAGAGCGAUCCCGCGCCGCCGCCCCAGCAUGAGACUCAAUCCGGCUGGGGGGUCGGGGGCACUCCGAUGCUCCCGCGUGGCCGCAGAUCCCGAACUCGCCGGCCUCUCCCUUGCGCACGCGGCAGGGCCCCAGCGGCGCGGGGCUCCAGGCGCAUCCCGCCGCUAUUUCCGUAGUUAUGGAGACUGCGGCCGCCCCGCGCUGACUUCCGCCUCACGUGAUGUUGCCGCCCGGCAAGGCCACGCCCCUCGUCACCGCCCCCGGAAGCGGCGCGGCCCGGCGGCUGGGGACGGUUGGGUGCGGAGCGGAGCGCGGCCCGGGCCAGCACGGCUGCGCGCUCCACCCCCGAAGGCGGCCCCUCCCCCUCCCGCCCUGCCCGUCGGCUCGGCCUCGGGUACGGACGCCGAGACAGAUCCACGGCCUGGGCCCCCGGCGGCUCGCCACGAGAAGCCGGGGCCGGGAAGGGAAGUGGGGGCGGGCCUGCGGCAGGUGCUCAUCAUCCUGAAAUCUCUACAAAUGCCAAGCAUUGUUAAGGGGGUUAACAGCUGUUUCAGCAAAUCAUGGGAGAGAUUAAAGUCUCUCCUGAUUAUAACUGGUUCAGGAGUACAGUUCCCCUUAAAAAGGCCCCAGAAGUAUCAGAUGUCCCCUCAUAUUUCUUCCUCCUGUAAGUGGAACUGCAGAUGUGUUUUUCCGGCAGAUUUUGGCAUUGACUGGAUGGGGUUACAGAGUUAUAGCACUGCAGUAUCCAGUUUAUUGGGACCACCUUGAGUUCUGUGAUGGAUUCAGAAAACUAUUAGACCAUCUACAACUUGAUAAAGUUCAUCUUUUUGGGGCUUCUUUGGGAGGCUUUUUGGCGCAGAAGUUUGCUGAAUACACUCACAAAUCUCCUAGAGUUCAUUCCCU
Molecule: messenger RNA, 2388 nt
Organism: Phascolarctos cinereus (koala)
Lineage: Eukaryota; Metazoa; Chordata; Mammalia; Diprotodontia; Phascolarctidae
Source: RefSeq, a predicted model, not a curated record